This is a messenger RNA of Acanthopagrus latus (yellowfin seabream), 2066 nucleotides long. RefSeq names its product interferon-related developmental regulator 1 (gene ifrd1). Gene Ontology annotation, cellular component: nucleus. The record is from RefSeq and is a predicted model, not a curated record. NCBI's taxonomy places the organism in Eukaryota, Metazoa, Chordata, Actinopteri, Spariformes, Sparidae. The transcript is spliced from 12 exons. The coding region runs from base 196 to 1482 and encodes 428 amino acids.
GCCCGCUUGUGAUGCAGCCCUAGUUUAUGAGGGAAAAUGUAUCGUCUCGGCCAACAGACUUUCUCCAAGAUCGCUUUCGAUUCCUUUUUAUCCACGAAGCCACGGGAAUAUUUUCAUUUUACGAGACAAUACAAUAAAAGCUGCUCGUGUAUUGGCUGAUUUUGGAUCAAAUUAUACCUUUGUUUGCAAAGAAAAAUGCCAAGGACCAAGAAGAAGAAUAGCAGGGGAGGGCAGCAUGGACAUGUGCAGCCUUUCAGUGAUGAGGAUGCCUCCAUUGAGACCCUCAGUCAUUGCAGCAGCUUCAGUGACAGCGCCAGUGUAGCAGAUGAAGGUGGAGAGGCCAGUGAGGACGCAGCCCAGGAGGAUUUCCAGUACAAGCUGAAGGGGUUCAUAGACAGCACUGUGGAUAAGAGUGCUAAGACCAGACAAGGUGCACUGGACGGGCUUAAGACGGCGAUGGCCACACGGAUCCUGUAUGAGUUCAUCUCGGAGAGAAGGAUGACCAUCACAGACAGCAUCGAGCGCUGCCUCAAGAAAGGCAAGGGCGAAGAGCAGCGAGCGGCGGCUUCCUUGGCCUGCCUGCUGUGUAUCCAGCUGGGCUCGGGCAUCGAGAGUGAGGAGGUGUUCAAGACCCUGAAACCCAUCUUCAAAAACAUCCUGGCAGACGGAUCAGCCAACAUACAAGCCAGACAGGCAGUGGCGACAAGUCUGGGCCUCUGUACUUUGGUUGCAGAAGAUGACAUUUUGGAUGUACACGCUACAAUGGAGUGCUUUGAGAACCUGUUCACCCGGUCGUACGCGAGGGCGGAUGGUACCUGUCCUUUGAUCAACCCCCAGACAAGCCAGCUCCACACCAACGCGCUGCUGUCCUGGGCCCUGUUGCUCACCAUCUGCACUGCCAACCAGCUCAAAGACAUCCUGCGCAAACACCUUCCGAAACUGCCACGAUUGCUGGAAAGUGAGGAUGUGAACAUGAGGAUUGCUGCAGGGGAGACCAUUGCUCUGCUGUUUGAGCUGGCCAGAGACAUGGAUGCUGAGUUUGAAUUCCACGACUGGGAUGAACUGUGUGACAAACUGAACGCGCUGGCCACCGACUGUAACAAGCACAGAGCCAAGACGGACAAGAGGAAGCAGCGGUCGGUGUUCAGGGACGUGCUCAAGGCUGUGGAGGAGGGUGACUUUCAGUCUGAGACCAUUCGCUUUGGGACGGAGCGCAUGACCAUUGACAGCUGGGUCAGAAAGAGGACCUACGAUGCUUUCAGGGAGUUUGUGGGCUCUGGGAUGAACUACCACCUACAGGGUAAUGAAUUCAUCAGAGACGUGUUUGAACUGGGACCACCCAUGUUGGUUGAUUCGGCCACAAUGAAGGCCAUGAAGAUCUCUCGCUUUGAAAGGCAUCUCCACAACUCUGCUGCAUUCAAGGCUCGGACCAAGGCCAGGAGCAAGUUCAGGGACAAGAGGGUGGAUGUGGGAGAAUUUUAAACCUGUUUGUUACUUGUUUUUUUCCUUGUAUUUUUGACUCUAACAACCUAUUUAUUAGGCUCCAUUGCUUUUUAGAUGAACCGUCACGACUUUGUUCACGUGAACCUCCCCUGAAAUCUGUCAUUGAAUAUCGCACUCGCCCGCCUUCUGCAGACUUGAGAGGGGGUGAAACUUUCUCAUCGUGGACGCAUUUUAAACUUUACAAGGAGGCGAGUGUCUGAUUCAUAGAUUUUGAGUAGAAUUUAAUAUAUCCACACAUUCACAGUGGUGUUGUACAUAUAGUGUAUAUUUGUUCUUUGCUCUUGUUAAUAAUUAUGUGGCCUUUCUUUUUUUUUUGAAUAUAAGUUAUGAAGAAUUAAGCCAGCAUUUGUCUAUGUACCAUGUAGUCCUGUUGAGUUUAAGACAUGUGUUGGGACCAACCCCUAACCCCUUUGAUGAAUUUGUAUUAAGUUGCACUACCUUGUUUUACCCAUAGCUGGUUGUCUCUGUAGAACCUUGGUGAAUAUUGUGUUGUCUUUUUAGUAUUGGGUAUGUACUCUAAAGGGCAAGGAUGGUGAAAUAAACACUGAAAAGCUGUAAAAUGG